UCGCGCAUGCGCAGUUCUUUGCUAAGGAAGAAGAAAGGGGGAAACCAAAAAUGUCUCUGACGAGCUUUUUACCGGCGCCGACCCAGCUGUCCCAGGACCAGCUGGAGGCAGAAGAGAGGAUCCGGGCCCAGAAGUCCUACUCCACCGCCCUGGUCUCGUCCCUCAGGGAGCCCCCUCCGUACAGUCACAGGAAGGGCUGGGUGCCUCGUUCGCUCGAGGACUUUGGAGAUGGAGGAGCUUUCCCGGAGAUCCACGUGGCCCAGUUCCCUCAUGAGAUGGGUCGGAAGAAGAGGACGUCCAAUGCCUUGGCGGUGCAAGUGGACGCCGAGGGAAAGGUCAAAUAUGAUGCCAUCGCCAGACAAGGACAGGGCAAGGAUAAGGUGAUCUUCAGUAAGUACACAGACCUUCUUCCAAAGGAAGUUCUGAAUGAAGACACUCCAGAACUACAGAAGCCCGAUGAGGAGGCUGUGAAAGAACUAACAGAGAAGACCCGCGCUGCCCUGGACAAGCAGGUGUCACAGAAGAUUGCUGCUGCCAUGCCUGUAAGAGCCGCAGACAAACAGGCUCCUGCACAGUACAUCAGAUAUACCCCAUCCCAGCAGGGAGUAGCUUUUAACUCUGGGGCCAAACAGAGGGUGAUCCGCAUGGUGGAGAUGCAGAAAGACCCCAUGGAACCUCCUCGUUUCAAGAUCAACAAGAAGAUUCCUCGUGGACCCCCCUCCCCUCCUGCCCCUGUCAUGCAUUCUCCAAGCAGAAAGAUGACAGUCAAGGAGCAGCAGGAGUGGAAGAUUCCUCCGUGCAUCUCCAACUGGAAGAACGCUAAGGGCUACACCAUUCCUCUCGACAAGCGUCUUGCCGCUGAUGGCAGGGGGCUGCAAACGGUUCACAUCAACGAAAACUUUGCCAAACUGGCUGAAGCUCUCUACAUCGCCGACAGAAAGGCCAGAGAGGCGGUGGAGAUGAGAGCCCAGGUGGAGAAGAAGGUGGCCCAGAAGGAGAAGGAGAAGAAGGAGGAGAAACUGAGGGAGCUGGCCCAAAUGGCUCGAGACCGCAGGGCAGGGAUCAAAACCCACGGAGACAAAGGUGGCGAGGACGGCGAGGCCAGGGAGCGUGACGAGAUCCGCCAUGACAGAAGGAAAGAGAGACAGCACGACAGGAACAUUUUGAGGGCAGCUCCCGAUAAGAGGUCCAAGCUGCAAAGAGACCAGGAGCGGGACGUGAGUGAGCUCAUCGCUCUGGGCAUGCCCAACCCUCGUUCCUCCAGCGAGGCCCAGUAUGACCAGAGACUCUUCAAUCAGAGCAAGGGCAUGGAUAGCGGUUUCGCCGGUGGUGAGGACGAGACGUACAACGUGUAUGACCAGCCGUUCCGCAGCGGCAGAGACAUGGCGUCCAACAUCUACAGGCCAAGCAAGAACAUUGACAAGGACGCCUACACAGACGACCUUGAUUCGCUCAUGCAGAACAACCGUUUUGCCCCAGGCAAAGAGUUCUCAGGUGCCGACCACGGGCAGAGGCGGGAUGGGCCCGUCCAGUUUGAGGAGGACCCCUUCGGUCUGGACAAGUUCUUGGAGGAGGCCAAGCAGCACGGCGGCUCCAAGAGGCCCUCGACCAGCAGGAGCUCAAAGGACGACUACCACGAUAAGAAGCGGAGGAAGGAGUGAGAGCGUGUGGCCGCCAAGUCCGCUCAGGACGGCCGAUGGCCUGUCGGAGGAUGGGGAGGUAGUCUGCACCCUCUCAACCGUUUUUAAUAUACUCAAGUCUAUAUCAGGAAUUUGUCAUUUUUUUUUUGCAGCGUGAAAGAUGAAAGACAGUGUGACAGUAGUUGCUAUUUCGUUAAUUGCUAAACCUGACCUGAAUCAACACGUGAACUGUGAGGCUUCAGUGAAGCUGAAGCGAUGGUUACACAUGAAAUCUGCCUCUGUACAGUGCAGCUGGUAUUAUUUGGGCCCAGGAAGUGUGUAGUUUUUUGUCCUUUUGUUUUUUUAUAUAUAUACAUGUAUACAGACUCAACAGAACACUCAUCAGAAGUGUUCAUGUUUACCUUUGUCUCAUGUGUCCCCCACAUUUUCCACCUUUUUCAGUUUGUGGUCAGCUGUGUUUUAGUGAAGCCCCUGGCGAGCACAGUUCCAGUCCAAAUUAGAUGACAGACAUGUACAGAACUUAAAUCUGUGAGGUGUAAAGCAAACCAGCUGUAUAAUUCUUGUACAUUACCACUGAUGGAAUAAAUUUCAUAAUUGUGUGUAA
This is a messenger RNA of Scophthalmus maximus (turbot), 2244 nucleotides long. It is a transcript of the gene snw1, whose product is annotated as SNW domain containing 1. NCBI's taxonomy places the organism in Eukaryota, Metazoa, Chordata, Actinopteri, Pleuronectiformes, Scophthalmidae. The transcript has 14 exons. The record is from RefSeq and is a predicted model, not a curated record. Gene Ontology annotation, cellular component: spliceosomal complex. The coding region runs from base 51 to 1661 and encodes 536 amino acids. Gene Ontology annotation, biological process: mRNA splicing, via spliceosome.